AUGUCCUGCCCAACCCACGCAAACGGCUCGAAUGCCGGACAGCCCUGCCAGCCCACCCAGCCUGCCAAACCUAUGCAAGCUAUCUCUGCUAUUCUCAACCCUGACACCGUCGGCCGCGAGGGUGGAAAGGAAAAAGUAUUCGUUUUCCAGUCUCUUCCCAACCGAACUGUUGGUAUGGACCAAAUCAACUUCGGCGACAAGAGUGUAAACAAUCAGAAAGACGAGGGUGAUGGUGUUGUGGGCUACUAUGCAAAGCCGCCCAGCUUCGUCCCCGUCCUUCGCCCGGGUUCAAAGUUGGUAUCUACCGUUUUUGAUGACAUUGUUCAUGUCUAUGGCAUAAACGAGCAAACUGGACUGAUCAGUCUCGUGAGCCCGAUCUUUUCACCUGUCAAGAACGCAAAGCCCGAGUACAACAAUUUCGCCGCCUGUAGCAACGCCAAUGACGAUGGAAAAGGCUACCUGUAUUUCCAGAAGAAGAACGAGCGGGGUGUCACUUACAUCUACGAGAAAGACCUUAGCGAUCCUGAUAGCGAGCCUUCCCUUGUGGACAAGACGAAUGAGGCAGAGGAGGGAACGGACAUGAUUGCCUUCCACGACGGCGAGAACCGCUGGAUUGUGUACCAGACCAGUUCGGGCAGGGGCGAGAAGAACAUCGUUCUCCACGAUGUAGACAGUGGAAAGAAGGACCAAAUUCCGAAUUUUGGUAACAAUAUUGCCAGUGGAGAAAUCGCCAGAAUUGCCGCUGUUCACGCCCGCACCGCAAAGGAUCGGGAAGAUCUAGUUUUCGUCUACCUCGCUGCAACAAAGAACCAGCUCUGGCGUUCCCAGGCCACCAUCACUGAUGGCACUCCCAAUUUUGCAAGCGCCAAGAAGCUUAGCAAGGAUACUUACAUUAACGACUGGACUUCCAUGUCCGUUGUUGCUGACCCAGUGAAGCGCGAGAACCUGAUCUUCACCAUCACCGAGAAGGGAAACAGCAUCUCCCUCAACCGCGACGUCUGGGGCAAGCAGUGA
Molecule: messenger RNA, 1014 nt
Organism: Fusarium sp. VM40
Lineage: Eukaryota; Fungi; Ascomycota; Sordariomycetes; Hypocreales; Nectriaceae
Source: the annotation of a GenBank genome assembly